Messenger RNA from Fonsecaea multimorphosa CBS 102226, 2646 nucleotides. RefSeq names its product chitin synthase 3. NCBI's taxonomy places the organism in Eukaryota, Fungi, Ascomycota, Eurotiomycetes, Chaetothyriales, Herpotrichiellaceae. The transcript is spliced from 2 exons. Gene Ontology annotation, molecular function: chitin synthase activity. Gene Ontology annotation, cellular component: cell septum; cell periphery. Bases 1 to 2646 code for a protein of 881 amino acids. The record is from RefSeq and is a predicted model, not a curated record.
AUGGCAAGCCAAUAUCCGGGUGGUUAUGACAAUGGCCACCAACUUAAUGACAUGCCGCAUGGCAACACAUACCGACCAGCUGAAGCACAUUCAGACGACGAAGCAGAGCAUUCAUUGCUGCACCAGAACGCCGCAUAUCAGUCGCAGUACGAUGACCCGCAUUCCCGCCCAUUAACGCCAGGACAAGAGUCGAUCUACACCCUGAAUGAGACGUACGUAGGGGGAGACAAGUCACAGGUCCCGACCACCGGCUACAACCCUCAACACACUCAGGCAUAUGGCCGUGAGGGAGGCUACGGUUUGAGCAAUACGCAGGCUGGAUUCCCGACCCCCGGGUACCCUGAUCCGACCGAGCGCAGCGCUUCUACCGAAGCGUGGCAGCAACGACAGGCUCCUGGUUUCGGCUCGGUCAAACGCUACGCCACCAGAAAAGUCAAGGUAGUCAACAGCGUGCUGAGUAUCGAUUACCCGGUGCCCAGCGCCAUCCAAAACGCAAUCCAGUCCAAAUACCGAACCGACCUCGAGGGUGGCAGCGAGGAGUUUACCCACAUGCGCUACACAGCCGCGACCUGUGACCCGGAUGAUUUCACCUUGAAGAAUGGAUACAAUCUGCGUCCCGCCAUGUACAACCGGCACACUGAGCUCCUCAUCGCAAUCACGGCUUACAACGAGGACAAGGUCUUGACCGCUCGCACCCUGCACGGCGUGAUGCAGAACAUCCGUGACAUUGUCAACCUGAAGAAAUCCGAGUUCUGGAACAAGGGUGGACCGGCCUGGCAAAAGAUUGUUGUAUGCCUUGUUUUCGACGGAAUCGAUCCCUGCGACAAGAAUACUCUGGACGUUCUGGCAACCGUCGGCGUGUACCAAGACGGGGUCAUGAAGAAAGACGUCGAUGGCAAGGAGACCGUGGUCCAUCUCUUCGAAUACACGACUCAACUCUCCGUGACCGCAAAUCAACAGCUCAUUCGACCAAGCGACAACGACCCGACAUCGCUGCCCCCAGUGCAGAUGAUGUUCUGUCUGAAGCAGAAGAACAGCAAGAAGAUCAACUCGCACCGAUGGCUGUUUAACGCAUUUGGCCGCAUUUUGAACCCGGAGAUCUGCAUUCUUCUCGACGCCGGUACCAAGCCCGGUUCAAAGGCAUUGAUGUCGUUGUGGGAAGCGUUCUACAACGACAAGGAUCUCGGAGGCGCUUGCGGUGAGAUUCAUGCCAUGUUGGGUCGUGGAGGAGUUUUCGGACGAAAGCUCUUGAACCCUCUGGUCGCCGCCCAAAACUUCGAGUACAAGAUCAGUAACAUCUUGGACAAGCCUUUGGAGAGCUCUUUCGGCUACGUCAGUGUGUUGCCCGGUGCCUUCUCGGCGUACCGUUUCCGCGCAAUCAUGGGCCGUCCUCUGGAGCAGUAUUUCCACGGUGAUCACACUCUGUCGAAGCGGCUGGGCAAGAAGGGUAUCGAGGGAAUGAACAUCUUCAAGAAGAACAUGUUUUUGGCCGAGGAUCGUAUCCUGUGUUUCGAAUUGGUGGCCAAGGCAGGUUCGAAAUGGCAUCUGACCUACGUCAAGGCCUCGAAGGCUGAAACCGAUGUACCUGAAGGUGCCGCAGAGUUUAUCGGUCAACGUCGACGGUGGCUCAAUGGGUCCUUUGCCGCCUCCAUCUACUCCCUCAUGCACUUCUCCCGCAUGUACAAAUCCGGCCACAACAUCAUCCGAAUGAUCUUCUUCCACAUCCAAAUGCUCUACAACAUCGUGUCGGUCGUGCUUUCCUGGUUUUCACUCGCGGCAUUCUGGCUUACCACCAAAAUCAUCAUGGAUCUGGUCGGUCAGCCCAGCACCAACAACAAAGACCACGCUUUCCCGUUCGGCAACAGUGCGACACCGAUCAUCAACACCGUCCUACAGUACACUUACCUGGCUUUCCUUCUUCUGCAGUUCAUCCUGGCCUUGGGUAAUCGUCCCAAGGGUUCCAAGGUCGCGUACAUCAUCUCGUUCUGCGUCUUCGCCGUCAUUCAACUCUACGUGAUCGUCUUGUCCAUGUAUUUGGUGGUCCGUGCAUUCACCUCAAAAGACGGCACCGACAUCGUCACCAAUGAGGGAGCCAACGAAUUCAUCAAGUCCUUCUUCGCCUCGACCGGACCGGGUAUCGUCAUCAUCGCGUUGGCGGCCACCUUCGGACUGUACUUUGUCGCCUCGUUCUUGUACUUGGAUCCCUGGCACAUGUUCACCUCCUUCUUCCAAUACCUGCUCCUCAUGCCAUCGUUCAUCAACAUCCUCAUGAUCUACGCUUUUAGCAAUUGGCACGACGUUUCAUGGGGAACCAAAGGCGCUGACAAGGCAGAUGUGUUACCUUCGGCUCAAACCAAAAAGGAUGAAAAGGGCAAGGCGACUGUGGUGGAAGAAGUGGACAGACCCCAAGCCGACAUCGACUCUGAGUUUGAGGCCACAGUCCGGCGUGCUUUGGCACCGUUCGUGCCACCUGUGGAGAAGGAAGACAAGACCUUGGAAGACUCGUACAAGAACUUCCGAACUCGACUGGUGGCGACUUGGAUCUUUUCGAACGCCCUGCUCUCGGUUAUCAUUACUAGUGACAGCGUCGACAACUUUGGGUUUACUGUAAGUAUCAUUACCCCUUUCCACACUGGGCCCAGCUAA